Messenger RNA from Alternaria postmessia, 972 nucleotides. RefSeq names its product NAD(P)H-dependent D-xylose reductase (XR). Gene Ontology annotation, molecular function: D-xylose reductase (NADPH) activity. NCBI's taxonomy places the organism in Eukaryota, Fungi, Ascomycota, Dothideomycetes, Pleosporales, Pleosporaceae. Gene Ontology annotation, biological process: D-xylose catabolic process. Gene Ontology annotation, cellular component: cytosol. The record is from RefSeq and is a predicted model, not a curated record. The coding region runs from base 1 to 972 and encodes 323 amino acids. The transcript has 3 exons.
AUGGCUAUCAACACUCCCUACGUUACGCUAAACGAUGGCAACAAGAUGCCUCAGGUUGGCUUUGGACUGUGGAAGGUCGACAAUGCUACAUGUGCGGACACUGUCUACAAUGCCAUCAAGGCUGGAUACAGAUUGUUCGACGGUGCUUGCGACUACGGCAACGAAGUUGAGUGCGGUCAAGGUGUAGCUCGCGCUAUCAAGGAAGGCCUCGUAAAGCGCGAAGAUCUCUUCAUCGUCAGCAAGCUCUGGCAAACUUUCCACGAGCGUGAGCAAGUCGAGCCCAUCUGCCGCAAGCAAUUGGCCGACUGGGGUAUUGACUACUUCGACCUUUACGUUAUCCACUUCCCCGUCGCCCUCAAGUAUGUCGACCCCAAGGAGCGCUACCCACCUGGCUGGUUCGUCGACGGCAAGAGCAAGAUCGAGCACAGCAAUGCCAGCCUACAAAGCACAUGGGAAGCAUUUGAGGAGCUCAAGAAUAAGGGCCUGGCCAAGAGCAUCGGUGUGAGCAACUACUCAGGAGCGCUGCUUUUGGACAUGUUCACCUACGCAAAGACCAAGCCCGCCACUCUCCAGAUCGAACACCACCCCUACUAUGUUCAGCCCUACCUGAUUGAGCUGGCUAAGCAGCACGACAUCAAGGUCACCGCAUACUCAUCUUUCGGGCCUCAGAGCUUCAUCGAGUGCGACAUGAAGAUUGCGGCCGACACACCCCUCCUGUUCGACCACCCGGUCAUCAAGAAGAUCUCCGAGGCACACGGCAAGACCCCCGCACAGGUCCUGCUCCGCUGGUCGACACAGCGUGGUCUUAGCGUUAUCCCCAAGUCCAACUCGGCGAACCGUCUGCAGCAGAACUUGGAUGUGACGAGCUUCGAUCUCAAGGACAGCGAGAUUGAGGAGAUUUCGGGCUUGGACAAGAACUUGAAGUUCAACGCUCCUACCAACUACGGUAUUCCUUGCUACGUCUUCGCAUAG